GUGCCGGCGGUAGCCGUCUGCGGAGUGUUGGCGCGAGAGGCCGGUGGUGUGGGUGGCGGGAGCGGGAGGCCGGUGUUGCGGGCGGCGGGAUGAACGAGGCCGACAUCGAGCCGCUGGCGCGCGGCGGCGGUUACCGCUGCUCGCUCUGCGACGUCCGCAUGCCCAACAGCCCCACAUUAAAUGAACAUGUUAAAGGAAAGAAACAUCAAAAACUUCUGAGUGUGAGGAAUACGAGGAAAUCGCAGCAAGAGAAGAGCGUGUUUGUGAGUGGUUUCCAAAAAGGCACGUCCAAUUUGGAGAUCACAGAUUACUUUCAGAACUUUGGCCCAGUUGCAAGUGUGAUAAUGGACAAAGACAAAGGAUUAUAUGCAAUUGUUGAGAUGGAAAGUGGUAAAGAAGUGGAAAAAGUGUUGUCUAUCCCACGGCACUCCAUGAACGGUCAGAAACUACGAGUGAAGCGCAGAGAGUAUAAGGAAUUCAAAUAUAUUCCGAAGAAAAAGCAGGAUCCUGGGGAAAAACAGUUCAUCGAUUUUGAAGAAUUAUCUCAGGCUCUCUGCCAAGCAAUUGAUGUUGAUGAACAAUUGAAGAAGUUGUUGGAGAUUUUUGAGUUUACAGACAAUGAAAGAAUGCUUAGGAAACUGAUUGUGUCGCUAUUACAGGAGGUCUUUUCAGAAUUCUUUCCAGGUUGUAAAAUCUUGCCCUUUGGGUCAUCAGUGAAUGCGUUCGAUAUCCAUGGCUGUGACAUGGAUCUCUUCCUGGAUCUUGAAAAUACAAAAACUUACCAGGCGAAUGCUAAUGCCGCAGUUGAAACUGAGGGGGAUACAGAUAUUAAACGGGAAACUCAGUCCGAGAGCGAAUCUGAAGAGUCGAUCUUGUCUGACAUUGACCUGAAAACCUCAACAACGCCUGAAAUACUUGAACUUGUAGCUACUGUUUUGCAGAAGUGUGUUCCAGGUGUUCACAAAGUUCAAGCUGUCACCACUGCCAGGCUUCCUGUGGUGAAAUUUAUUCAUAAGGAAUCAGGCUUGGAAGGAGACAUCUCUAUUAAUAAUAGGUUGGCUGUACGUAACACAAUGUUUCUUCAGUUAUGUGCCUCAUUGGAUCCAAGAGUGAGACCUCUGGUUUAUGCGAUUCGCCACUGGGCAAAACUGAAGCAUUUGGCUGGAAAUCCUUUUGGAGGGGGAUCAUUGAUGAAUAAUUAUGCAGUUACUCUCUUAGUUGUGUUCUUCCUUCAGAAUAGAACACCUCCAAUUCUUCCCACUGUGAACGAUUUAAAAGAGCAUGCAGGUGAGGAAGACCAAUGUAUAAUUGAUGGCUGGGACUGCUCUUUUCCAAGCGAUCGCUCUAAAAUUGAAGUCAAUACAAAUACUGAAACUUUAUGUGUACUUCUUGCAGAGUUUUAUAAGUUUUAUGCAGAGUUUGACUAUGCUGGGACUGUCAUUUCACUGAAGGAUGGUAAAGUUCAUGUUGUAACUGACUUCAUUGGACCUGAUUCAGAUAAAAAAAUUAGACUUGGUCCAAUUAAUAUUCAGGAUCCAUUUGAACUGAGUCACAAUGUCUCUGGAAACAUCAAUGAAAGGACAGCACAAAGGUUUAAGCGACAAUUGGAUGAAGCCUGCAAGUACUGUCGCAGCCUGCAGUACCAGCGAAAAUCUAACAAAGGGAAGGUCUGGGGUAUAGUCAGAUUGUUUCAACCUUUAAGUAGCACUGACUGUUCCCCUGCACCUUCCCCAGGUGCAGAUCAUAGCACAGGCAAAGAAAUGAGCCAAGGUGAGAAUUUGAUAAAUAUCCCCUUCAAGCUGUCGUGUCUUUCUGAACAAACGAGGAAAAGAUUACACGGAUCUCCAGAUUUUAGGGAAAUUUGGUUUGAUAAAGUAUGCCAUGCUGUUCACUACGUAAUGGAGUCCAUCCUUAAAUGUAGCUGUGCAAAUACUGAGGAAAAUAACAUACAGAUCAAUGAUGCAAAAAUCACCAGCUCAAAUGGAGCUAAGAAUAUAGAAGAAGAGAUUAACUUUGGAGUAAAGAGACCCUCUCUUGCGGAAGAGAAAGCAGAAGCAUCAAGUGCCAAAAGAGCAAAGACUGAUACAAUUGAGGCUCCAUUGUACCAGGGAGAAGUGACUUGGCAUUGUGCUGUGUGGAGCAGAGUAUGGAUUGGACGGAGAAAGGUGAGGCGUCAGCUCCGCUACAGAACAAAUGAAUCUGAUUCAGGCGAUUGCACAGUUAUCAGUUCCUUAGAAACAGAAGGUAAAGUUACUGAAGCUAUAUUGCAGCAGCAGGAGGAGAAUGGGGAUAAAUCCUCACCAUUAAUAACCUUUAAAUUCAAUGCCUUUUUGGUUGGAGGUAAUGAAGACACGAGGACUUUGAUCAGAGUUACCCCAAUUCAAGAAUGCACGUUAUAUAUCGAAUUCUUUCAUUUUCUGGAAUCAUUUGUUCCCAAGAUGGUUGAAAAGUGCAUUGAGAAAUCUGACGAGAUGUUAUGAUGUGGCAUUUGAUGUAUUUUCAUAACUUUUUUUUACAAAUAAAUGCCUAUUGAACAGUU
Messenger RNA from Amblyraja radiata (thorny skate), 2539 nucleotides. RefSeq names its product speckle targeted PIP5K1A-regulated poly(A) polymerase-like. Gene Ontology annotation, biological process: RNA 3'-end processing. Gene Ontology annotation, molecular function: poly(A) RNA polymerase activity; zinc ion binding; RNA binding. The transcript is spliced from 10 exons. The record is from RefSeq and is a predicted model, not a curated record. Lineage: Eukaryota; Metazoa; Chordata; Chondrichthyes; Rajiformes; Rajidae. Gene Ontology annotation, cellular component: nuclear speck. Bases 90 to 2480 code for a protein of 796 amino acids.